Molecule: messenger RNA, 1206 nt
Organism: Bursaphelenchus xylophilus (pine wood nematode)
Lineage: Eukaryota; Metazoa; Nematoda; Chromadorea; Rhabditida; Aphelenchoididae
Source: the annotation of a GenBank genome assembly
AUGCCAUCCAAAAAAGAGAUCAGAGAGAGUAAAGGUAAUACAGUGUGACAUCAUUGGUCAUGUGACUUCCUUUGACUAAACUGUCUUUAUCAUCAUAUUUUAGAGACUCAAGCAUACGAAAAGUUUUGCGAAGAACGGAAUCGCCUUCGAGAACUCGGCGAAGAUUCUGAAGCCGAGCGUUCAAAUAAGACUUGCUGCUGUGUUCAUGGAGGACUUUGUGAAGUAAGUUUAUCUCUGCAUAAUUGAUACUAGAUACAGGUAGCUAAACAGAAGAGAUCUUCCACUUAUGAGAAACAACUGAACGAGAAGAGAGAGCCAGAGAAAGAGAGAUCCAGACCAAUAAAGGCCAAGAAAUCAUCAUCUUCCGGGUAUAUGAAAGCAAAGGACGUCAUUGCGUCGAAUUACCGUAACUCGUAUCGGGAGAAAUCGACUGAAAAAGUAGGUCAGAGCACUGUAGGGUUUAAAUUGGCUUAGAAAAAGAACACGUAUGCUCCAUCACAUCGUGCAUCAUCCAGAGUUCGAAAGGAAUCUGAGAAAAGUGAGGACAAAGUGCAUGGCCUUGGCUAUGCCUAUCAGAAGAAAGGAAGUCUCGAGGAUUCCUGCCAGAUUUCGGACUCCAAAAGUCUGCCAGCGAAAUCCCCAGCUACUCUGGCAUUGACUAGGUGAUUUUUUUUUUUAAAUUCUAAUUUCACUACUUCAGAAAGGCUGGAAGUCUCCGUCCACGAGUCGAGAAAUACACUCUGGAGAAGCGUUUAGAUCCCCUUCUCGAUUAUUACAUUGGAGAUGCGGAUAAGGCGGAUGCCGAGAAAGGAUGUCCUAAUCCGGGAUCCUUCAGGAUCUAUCAUUGUUGCCCUUCCGAAGUCCUGAAUAACUAUGAUGGUCUCUUGGCGGGCAUCCCUCUCUUCAUGGUUUAUCAUGGAUCGGAUGGAGUGUUCAGGUGAGGAGAAUAACAACGAAGCAUUGUUUAGACAUUGGCCAAUUCUGACUCGGAAAAGGACAAACAACAGACGUCAGCUGUAUGUUGGAAUCUCCUUCACUGAUCGGAUUUAUUUCGAUACUUUGGCCGGGCUUGUCUAUUUCUACGCCCGAUGUGUUUCUCUUUUUAAGGAUGACGAUUCCAAAAUCCCGGAUCUCUUCCCUAUUUGGUUGGAUCACGGAGAAGACGCUGUCACCGUUAAAUGGGAAAUCAACUCAGACAGCUGUUAG